AUGUCGACUCAACCACCCAGAGGGAUCGCCGACGGCCUCGCCCCACCGCACACUUACAUCCCACAUCAAGGCUAUGUCCACGACGACGUCGCGCCACCCCGCCGGAGAAUAACCCUCGGGCAAUUCAUUCAAGAAGACGAAGACGUGGACGAUGAGAAUGAUGACGACAACGGCGACGACGACGACGGUGAAGAUCCAGAAGAAAGCGGCCUCCACCAAGACAUACCCCGCGAGGACCUCCUCGACCCGGAAGACCUCGCAACGUCUAACCCGGGGGACCUGACAAAAUCAUACAACCGCAUCCGCCGCGACGACGCCACUGCAGACCCCAACGUCCCCUCAUGGCAGUAUCCCAUGGCAAACCCGCAGCAGAGGUCGUCGAAACAGGACCAGCUCGACCUCCGACAUCACGUCAAAAACAUGAAACUCACCGAAGACGAUCUCCUGUCUGGGGCCGGAGGAGGAAGCCAGGGCGGCAGUCGCCGCGAUCGCGACAAGAGCGAGCGUGCAACGGCCGAGCAAGUCCUCGACCCGAAGACGCGGCUGAUUCUCUUCCAAAUGAUCCAGAAGGGCAUCGUGUCGGAGAUCUACGGGACGAUAUCGACGGGAAAGGAAGCCAACGUCUACCACGCGGUCUCUAUCCCCGAGGACGCCGCGCAGGAAGAUACCCACGUCGCCAUCAAAGUAUACAAGACGUCGAUCCUGGUGUUCAAGGACCGCGAGAAGUACGUGACGGGCGAGUUCCGCUUCCGCAAGGGCUUCCGUAGCGGCGACAAUAGAGCCAUGGUGAAGCUGUGGGCGGAGAAAGAGAUGCGGAACCUGAAACGCAUUCACGCCGCGGGGAUCCCAUGUCCUGAACCACUCUACCUGAGAAGGCACGUCCUGGGGAUGAGUUUCAUCGGGAACGGCAAAAAGGGAAAAGCCGCGCCACGCCUCAAGGACGUCGAGUUUGAGGACACGGAGGCGAAGUGGCGGGCCGUCUACAUCGAUGUCUUGGCCUACAUGCGCAUCAUGCUGCAGGUGUGUAAGCUCGUGCACGCGGAUCUGAGCGAGUACAACAUGCUGUACUUCGACGACAGGACUUAUAUCAUCGACGUGAGCCAGAGCGUCGAGGGCGACCACCCGCGCAGUUUGGAGUUCUUGCGCAUGGACAUCAAGAACGUGAACGACUUCUUCCGCAGGAAGGGCGUGCACACGCUGUCUGAUAGGAGGACGUACGAGUUCAUCACGCGUGCAGCCUCGGGCCCUGAGAGCUGUGGACUGGACGUCUUGCGCCAGGAGAUCGACACGUCGAUGGCCCAACGGACAGAUCAGGACCAGCACGAAGACGAAGUCGACAACGAGGUCUUCCGCAAGCAAUAUAUCCCGCAGACGCUGGAUGAAGUGUACGACGCCGAGCGCGACGCAAGGACACUGCACCAGCAGGGCCGAGACGCGCUCGUGUACAAGGACCUGCUUGCGCCACUAAAGGGAGAAAAGGAUGCGUCCCGUCCAUCACAGGGCCAAGACCAAGACCUCGAUCUCCCGCAUGGACAGCAAGAUGACGACGAAGACGGCGAGGGAGGCGCCCGCAUCGAAUCAGCACGGGACCACGACUCUGACGCGUCAGUACAAUCUGAUGCAGCCUCGGUCUCAGACCCAGGCUCAGGCUCAGGGUCUGCCGAGGAAAAUGACUCUGAAGUCUCGACGCAAGGUCGACCCCGGGGCAAGAGGUUCCAGGACAAGGACGAGAAAAAGGCACACAAGGAGAAAGUCAAGGCGGAGAAGCGCGAGAAGAGAGCGACCAAGAUGCCCAAGGCCGAGAAGAAGAGACUGCUCAAGGAAUCGGCGAGGCGGAAGCGGUGA
Cladophialophora carrionii CBS 160.54 is the source of this 1845-nucleotide messenger RNA. RefSeq lists its product as uncharacterized. Bases 1 to 1845 code for a protein of 614 amino acids. NCBI's taxonomy places the organism in Eukaryota, Fungi, Ascomycota, Eurotiomycetes, Chaetothyriales, Herpotrichiellaceae. Gene Ontology annotation, molecular function: protein serine/threonine kinase activity; ATP binding. The transcript has a single exon. The record is from RefSeq and is a predicted model, not a curated record. Gene Ontology annotation, cellular component: preribosome, small subunit precursor; cytosol. Gene Ontology annotation, biological process: maturation of SSU-rRNA.